UUUCCCUACUCUACUGCUCUAAACCAGAGUCCAAGGAGACACCUGAUUGUUCUCUUGAAGAGCCAUGGGUACUGCAUGGCAGAAAAGCGAAUUCAUUUUAUCUGUCUGUGUCUUCUUGCUGAGAGUCUGCAUGGCCACAGAAAUCCCCCUUUCAGUUCAACAGGUUCCAACAAUCACAAAACAGCCAAAAGAUCAAGUUGCCUUUCCUUUUGAUGAAUAUUUUCAAAUUGAAUGUGAAGCUAAAGGAAACCCCAAACCGAUAUUCACUUGGACUCGAAAUGGCAAACCUUUCAACCUCUCCUCAGAACCUCGUAUCAUUCUGUCCAAUGGCUCAGGGACUUUCAGGAUCCCCAAUGAAGGCCACAUCACACACUUCCAGGGAAGAUACCGCUGCUUUGCUUCUAACACACUGGGAGUCGCUAUGUCAGAAGAGAUACAAUUUAUUGUUCCAAAUGUUCCAAAGUUUCCCAAAGAGCAGCUGGAACCCCUGGAAGUUGAGGAGGGUGACCCAAUUGUCCUUCAGUGUAGCCCUCCUAGUGGACUUCCACCCCUCCACAUCUACUGGAUGAACAUUGAGCUGGAGCACAUUCAACAAGACGAGAGAGUCUACAUGAGUCAGCAGGGGGACCUGUACUUUGCCAACGUGGAGGAGCAAGACAGCCGCAAUGACUAUUGCUGCUUUGCUGCUUUCCCCAGGCUCAGGACCAUCGUGCAGAAAAUGCCCAUGAAGCUCACGGUCAACAGCUUAAAGCAUGCUAAUGAGUCCAGUUCUUCCACAGAAGUGGGUUCCUGGGCCAACUCCAUCAAGCAGAGAGGACCCAGGCUGCUGCUGCCCCCUGCCCCGAGUGGCAGCAUGUCCUUUCUCACUGUCCUUAAAGGGGAUCCCCUGGUGCUGGAGUGCUUCGCUGAAGGCCUGCCAACCCCAAAAGUGGAAUGGAGUAAAAUGGGAGGUGAUUUACCAAAGGGACGAGAAAUGAAAGAAAAUUAUGGCAAGACAUUGAAAAUCGAGGACAUCUCUUUCCGAGACAAAGGGACUUACCGAUGCACAGCCAACAAUGCCUUGGGUUCUGCUACACAUGACUUUCAUGUCACUGUGGAAGAGCCCCCCCGCUGGACCAAGAAGCCACAGAGCGGCGUAUACAGCAGGGGCAGCAGCGGAAUCUUGCUGUGUGAGGCCGAGGGCGAGCCGAAGCCCACCAUCACCUGGAAAGUGAAUGGGGCCCCAAUAGAAAAAAAUCCAUUUCCCAGCGAUGUCGUCUCCUCUGGAGAGAUCAGCUUCACUGACCUGCAGCCCAACCACACAGCUGUGUAUCAGUGUGAGGCCACCAAUGAACAUGGCACACUCCUGGCCAGUGCCAACAUCGACGUCCUGGAUGUCCUCCCGCUGAUCGAGACUGAGGAUGGUGAGAUUUACCUUGCGGUGCUGGGGUCCAGUGUGCUCCUGCACUGCCAGUUUUUUGCUUCACCUGCAGCCAUUGUGACUUGGCAGACUGCAGAGGAGGCAGCACCACUGGUGGGCUCAAGGUACCAAGUAUAUGACAAUGGCAGCCUGCUCAUCCGAGAUGUGCGGGAAGAUGAUGCGGGUGCCUACUCCUGCUGGGUGGAGAAUGCACAGGGCAAGACAGCCAUCACGGCCAGCGUGGAUGUCAGGAAUGCUACGAAGCUGAGGGUGUCACCACUGAACCCACGAGUACCCCGGACACAUGUCCUUACCCUGCUCUGUGCCAGUCAGUGUGAUGCCCACCUGAGGGACUCGCUGCAACUGUCCUGGACCAGAGAUGGGGAGGCCCUUGGUGACAAUGGCACAGAUGAUGGCAGGGUGCUCAUUGACGGGGCCAACCUGACCAUCACCAAUGUGACUCUGGAGGAUGAGGGUACCUACUCGUGCUGGGCUCACACUGCACUGGACAGCGCCUCAGAUGCCACCCGGGUCACAGUCCUCGAUGUGCCCGACCCCCCUGGACAUCUGCACUUGUCUGAGCGACAGAACAGGAGUGUCCGGCUGAGCUGGAAGGCAGGGGACGCCCACAAUAGCCCCAUCUCAGAGUAUAUUGUAGAAUUUGAAGGGAACCGAGAAGAGCCAGGCCGCUGGGUGGAGCUGACCCGGGUCCCAGGUGGGGACACUGAGGCACUGCUGUCCUUGGCUCCCUACGUGAAGUACCAGUUCAGGGUGAUAGCCCUGAAUGCAGUGGGUAGUAGUCGCCCAAGCCGGCCAUCGGAACAUCACCAGACACCGCCCGCAGCUCCUGACAAGAAUCCACAGAACAUCUAUGUGCAGGCAUCUCAGCCUAAAGAGCUGAUCAUCAGAUGGGAGCCUCUGAAGCCCUUGGAGCAGAAUGGUCCAGGACUGGAGUACAGAGUGGCCUGGAGGCCUCAGGGCGCCCCUGUGGAGUGGGAAGAGGAGACAGUCACCAACCACUCCCUACGUGUGAUGACCUCAGCCGUCUAUGCCCCAUAUGAGGUCCAGGUUCAGGCUAUCAAUCAGCUUGGUGCUGGUCCAGAGCCACAAGCCGUGACGCUCUACUCAGGAGAAGAUUAUCCUGAUGCAGCUCCAGUGAUCCACAGAGUAGACGUGGUCAACAGCACAUUGGCAAGAGUGGCUUGGUCAUCCAUCCCUAAAGAACAUGUGCAUGGACAGCUGAAAGGGUACCAGGUGAACUGGUGGAAAACCAAGAAUCUACUAGAUGGGAGUGUCCCCCCUCGAACAGUGAGUGUACUAAAGUUUGAGGGGCCACGGACACAUGGCAUGGUGCCUGCCUUGGAGGCCUUCAGCGAGUUCCACCUGACAGUCUUAGCCUAUAACUCCAAGGGAUCAGGCCCUGAGAGUGAACCCUAUGUGUUCCAUACCCCAGAAGGAGUACCUGAGAAGCCAGCCUUUCUUAAGGUCCUCAAGGUGGACAAAGACACAGUUUCACUCUCCUGGGGGCUCCCAAAGAAGCUGAAUGGGAACCUCACUAGAUAUUUGCUGCAGUAUCAGAUAAUUAAUGGUACUUCUGAUGUUGGAGAGCUUCGGGAAGUCAACAUCACAGUGCUGCCUAUACUCCACUGGCGUCUCUCUGACCUCUAUGCCGCCACCAAGUACAAGUUCUACCUGAGGGCAUGCACAGCCAAAGGCUGUGGGAACCCCACCAUGGAAGAGAGUGCUACAUUGUCAGAGGGGGGUAAAAGUAUCGGGAAGAGCUCAGAAGGCAUAAAUAUUACUCAAAAGAGUCAUCUAGGAGAGGCUUUUGAGCCUGGAGCUGAACACAUAGUUCGCCUGUUGACUAAGAACUGGGUUGAUAACAAUAGCAUUUUUGAAGAUGUAAUUGAGUCCAGAGGGAGAGAGUAUGCUGGCCUGUAUGAAGACAUCUCGACGCAGGGCUGGUUCAUUGGGCUGAUGUGUGCUGUAGCCUUGCUCACACUUACCCUCCUCACCGUGUGCUUCGUGAAGAGGAACCGGGGUGGGAAAUAUUCAGUGAAGGAGAAGGAGGACCUGCACCCAGACCCAGAGGCACAGUCAGCCAAGGAUGAGACCUUUGGGGAAUAUAGUGACAGUGAUGAGAAGCCCCUGAAGGGAAGCACACGCUCACUAUCUGCAGCCCUGCAUGCAGCCGAGAGCUCUGACAGCCUGGCCGAGUAUGGCGAAGGUGCACAGGGCUUAUUCCAGGAGGAUGGCUCCUUCAUAGGCGCCUACACUGGUGCCAAGGACAAGGGCUCGGUGGACAGCACAGCCAGUUCUUCAGCCACCUUCCCCCUUCGAGCCUGAGUUUGCUCAUUAGCCUCUGUUCCAGGCAAGAAUAUGAUAGAAAGGAUGACAGCUGCUCUUCAUGAAGACUCAGCAGACUGGGCUGGUGCUGAUCUGCUGACCAGGUCAGAGCCUGGCCUGUUACCUGCCUGAGUGUCCUCUCCCUAGUCAGGGCUUCUGUGCCCCCAACCCAGUUGGGCACAGGGUCCCCUGAGUUGGAUCUGGGAGAGGAGGUGGAGUGAAGAAUCAACCUGACAUCAGGAAGAAGGAAUGUGUCUUUUUCACAGAAGACACGCCCAUGGGGACAUUCUUGCAGAGCUUGGUGGUGGCCAUUGUGGUGCCAAUUCACCUGUAUUUAUCAAGCUCCAGAUGGUUCAACAGGGAUAUUUUCUGACCUUAGAGUGACACUCCUUUUGGUCUCAGCUCACACUUUUAUAACUCUAUCACUUAGAACAUUUAUAGAUAUCGCUGGGUUCUUGGUCUUUACUGUGCGGGGAGGUAGCAAAGAAGGGGUGGCCUGGUGAGUGCCUGGGCCCUGCUGUCUCCUGGGUGCCCCAGUAUCUCACUGACCUUCCCUGUACUUGUAUAUCUACUCUUGUGUGUCCAUGAGUGUUGUACAGAUCCUAUUCUAGUGUAUUGUCGAAGAUACAGAUAUGUUUGACUUUGCAGCAGAGUGUUGACAGGAAUGCUGUACAGUAGCCUCAAGCUGCUCCUUUACUCCAGUAUGCACAGUCCCACAGGCCCAAGUCUUUGUAAAAAAUAUUUGGAUCUUGUUCUUGCAAUGCUCCCUGCUGCCUCUAAAUAAAGGCCCU
Suncus etruscus (white-toothed pygmy shrew) is the source of this 4536-nucleotide messenger RNA. It is a transcript of the gene CHL1, whose product is annotated as cell adhesion molecule L1 like. Gene Ontology annotation, molecular function: protein binding. NCBI's taxonomy places the organism in Eukaryota, Metazoa, Chordata, Mammalia, Eulipotyphla, Soricidae. Gene Ontology annotation, biological process: axon guidance; cell-cell adhesion. The record is from RefSeq and is a predicted model, not a curated record. Gene Ontology annotation, cellular component: axon; plasma membrane. The transcript is spliced from 26 exons. The coding region runs from base 65 to 3745 and encodes 1226 amino acids.